AUGACCUCUACUUUAUUCCUCAAAUCUAAGCAUAUAGAUUUAGAUCAUGAGAAGAAGCCAAAUUUAAUUCCAGUAGAUAAAGAUCUUUUUGAUAAGGUAGUAGAAGAAGCCAAGCUUAUAAAACAAGAAAAUCAGCAGCUAAUGGAGCUUAAUAGAAGAAUCAUAAAAGAUCUGGAGAUGUACAUGUAAAAAGAUAAUUUAAAAGAAGCCAGCUACAUCAUCUAGGGAUUAUAUAAUUAAUAAUUUCUCCCAUUACGGUACAAAUUUUUGCUUUAAGACAAAAAGGAGUAUCUCAAAGCAAUUGAUUUCAAUAUUGAACAUAUUAAAACAGAUGUAAUCGGGCUUUACGAAAGUAGAAUGAAUGAAUUAAGACUUCAACUGCUUAAAGAAAAAGCCUAUUAAGAGACGAUAAAAAAGCAAAGAGAUGAAAUGGAAAGUAUGAAUAAGCAAUUUUAGGUUUUGCAAUAAAAAUUUGCAGGAAUAAAAAGGGAAAAUGACUCCAUGACCUCCAUCAUUAAAAAGAUUACAGAAAAAAGUAAUCAACUUAAAUAAGUCAUUAACUUUUACAAACAAAAGUACUAUGACAUAGAUAUCAGUGAGCUUCACAAAAAGAUUACUUUAGUUUCAACAGAGUGUAAUAAUUUAAAAGUUGUUAAUAAGAAACUAAAUUUUAAUCUAGCCAGGGUGAAAGAUAAUCACCUGAAUUUGAAGAAGAAGAUUUCGCAAGUAACUGGAUUCGUUUUAGAAGAGCAGGACAGAGAAUAAGCUGCACAGCUUUUGGAUGAGAAAAACAAUUUCAUCAAGAAGAUACUUGAAGAGGAUGAGAUAAUCUCUGAAUCUGAGGAUGAAAAUAAUGGCCAAUUCUUUAAUAUUGGCCAGUAGAGAAAUGCUUUUGAUCCCUUGAUAAGGGAAGAGUAUGAAGAAAAACUUAAGAAAAAUGAUGAUUUAGUAGCUAAGUUUUGA
Molecule: messenger RNA, 963 nt
Organism: Stylonychia lemnae
Lineage: Eukaryota; Ciliophora; Spirotrichea; Sporadotrichida; Oxytrichidae
Source: the annotation of a GenBank genome assembly